Molecule: messenger RNA, 897 nt
Organism: Trichomonas vaginalis G3
Lineage: Eukaryota; Parabasalia; Trichomonadida; Trichomonadidae
Product: RNA polymerase II transcription regulator recruiting protein
Exons: 1
Coding region: 1-897 (298 amino acids)
Source: RefSeq, a predicted model, not a curated record
AUGACCAGGAAUUUCCAAGGCCAAAACCACAUUCUAGAAUAUUUUGCAGCCCAGUUCCAGGACUUAAAUCCAGACAUUGAUGACAUGACUGAAAGUAACCUAAAGGAGGUUCUUCUUAACUAUAUGAAAGAAGUAAUACCUUACAAACAAGCGUACUCCCUUUUUAUGGACAAAUUAGGCACAUCUGCACCUUUAGACAUGCUCAAAUCCGUCAUUGAAACCGAUAUAAACACGCAUGAAGAGAUUGAAUCAUCAGGUUCUGAGUUUUCCGACUCGCUUGGAGCCGUUUCGAGUAGCGGUAGAAAACGAGCUAGACCAUGGAACGCUGAUGAGGAUCGUAGAUUACUUGCAGGUAUCCUCCGAAAUGGAACUGAUAGUUGGUCGGCCGUUUCAGAAAUAGUUGGAGAAACGCGAACCCGCGCUCAGUGUUCUCAAAGGUGGUUCAGAGGAUUGGACCCACGCAUUUCUAAGAAGAGGUGGUCCCCAGAAGAAGAUAAAAAACUUAUUGAUUUUGUUGAAGAAUUCGGUGAAACUGCUUGGGCGAAGAUUGCUAGUUCAAUGGGCAACAGAUCUGAUGUUCAAUGCAGAUAUCAUUAUCAACAACUCAAAAAACAAAUUAGAAAGCCAUCGAAGCAUCUAAAAUCACAACACAACACAAGUAAGAAUCGUGUUCGUGAUCAGAAACAAAACUUAUCCCAAAAUCCUAUCAAACAAUUUGACGAAAUACCUGCAAUUGCUGUUAAUCCGCCAUUAGUGGAAGGCGUUAUUAAGCGUGCUUUACCGCCCAUGAAACCAUUUACUGCUCUUUUACCACUUGAACCUCCAAUUUAUUUAACUCAGAAAAUGCUAGCUACUGCCUAUACUCUUGAUGCUUUUCUUCAUCAUUUCGGCAUGUAA